GUGACACCGACUUCACUUUUGGAUCCAUGUCAACUUUCAUGUUAACAGUUUCUUGAUAUCACAUUGCAUUUCCAACUAAACUUCUAAACUUGGCUAACUUCUUUUUGAGACCGCUCCCCCAAAUCUACCCAACCUUCCAUCAAGAAGAGAAUAGUCCACCAACAACUUACUAUAUCCGUCCUACCUAUUUCUCCCGAAUCCAACCGUCUCUUAUCUAUCUGUCAUCAUGAAGCUGCAUUACAUCGGAAUCAUCCAGAACGAGAGCAAGCCGGGCGUCGAGAUAGUCGCCGAGAAGGAGCUAAGCGCCUACUCGCGCUUCACCCGUCAAAACUAUGGCGAGUUCAUGACUAUGUUCGCGAAGACGGUAGCAGAGCGAACGAGGCCAGGGCAGCGACAAGAUGUCGAGGAACAAGACUACACAUUCCACGCGUACGGGCGCACCGAAGGCGUCUGCGGCAUCAUCAUCUCGGACCACCAGUACCCGGCCCUAGUAGCGCACCAGCUGCUAUCCAAAGUCGUCGACGAGUUCCUCGCCGCGCACCCGCGCUCGUCCUGGUCCGCCGGCCAGACCCUCUCCAUGCCCGAGCUCAAGGACUACUUGGCCAAGUACCAGGACCCGCACCAGGCCGACAGCAUCCUCAAGAUCCAGCGCGAGCUCGACGAGACCAAGAUCACCCUGCACAAGACCAUCGAGAGCGUCCUCCAGCGCGGCGAGAAGAUCGAUGAUCUUGUCGCGAAGAGCGAUGGGCUUAGUAGCCAGAGCAAGAUGUUCUAUCAACAAGCGAAAAAGCAGAACUCGUGCUGUGUUCUCAUGUAGACACCCCAUCACUAUUGUUUGCUGCCUAGCUAUUGUGGCUGGUACUAGUUAAGCGACCUGGCGUGCCUC
Molecule: messenger RNA, 886 nt
Organism: Daldinia decipiens
Lineage: Eukaryota; Fungi; Ascomycota; Sordariomycetes; Xylariales; Hypoxylaceae
Product: putative snare protein
Exons: 5
Coding region: 227-817 (196 amino acids)
Biological process (GO): endoplasmic reticulum to Golgi vesicle-mediated transport
Cellular component (GO): Golgi apparatus
Molecular function (GO): SNAP receptor activity
Source: RefSeq, a predicted model, not a curated record